GUUGCGUUGCCUAGCGACGGGCAGGACGCUCGCAGGCCCCCAGGCUAACCCCCGCUGUAGCCUUAAAUCUCCUACCAUGGGAGAAGAAGGCGGCGGCCGUAGCUUUGGGACCGCUAGGGAGCUGCAGAAGCUGAAGCAGCAGGCGAUGGAGUACUACCGGGAGAACGACGUCCCGCGCAGGCUGGAAGAGCUGCUCAACUCCACCUUCUACCUCCAGCCUGCCGACGUCUACGGGCACCUGGCAAACUGCUUUGCUAAACUUGCAAAGCCUCCCACCAUAUGCAAAGUAGUGGGGAAAAAUGUAUUGGAUGGACUGGGGCUUCCAACCCUACAAGUGGAAAUAUUCUGCACCAUUCAAAAUUUUCCCAAGAACGUAUGUUCGGUGGUGAUCUCCACACACUUUGAAGUCCAUGAGAACAUUUCACCCGAGCUGGCCGAGGCGGAGCAAGUGGAAAGGUUGGCGGCCGUCAGCACCGCUGUGCAGUGGGUCAACGGAACCAUCACGGAGGAGCUUUGGGGCAUGGUGCCCUCCCACCAGGCUGAGGUGGACCAGGUGCUCAGGACAUUCUUUGAAAAUAAAGUACAGGAAGAUAAAGAGAGGAGAGAAUUGGAAAAGAGCCUGGAAGACCCAACAGCGCCCAUCCCUUUACCUCUGCCACCACCACCUCCUCCUCCCCAACCUCCAGCAAAAAAAAAAGGACAAAAGCAAGGAAGGAAUGAUACUGUCACAGAGAAACCUAUUCUGCCUCCAGAACCUGCUGAACCCGUACUCAGUGGCAGCAUGGCCAUAGGGGCCGUGUCACUAGCUGUGGCCAAAACCAGUGCCAUCCUGGGCAAUAAUCCCCUCUACUUAAAUAUCGCAUUACUGAAGCAGCAGGAGCAGCCUGCAAAGCUCACUGUACCUUUGCUAAUGGUGUCUCUGGUCAGCUGUGGGAAGGCAUCGCCGGGCAAGCUGAAUUUAAUGAAAGAAUUGAUGUGUAUACCGCAUCCCGGGUUAACAGCUAAACAAGGUGUGGAGAUGCUUCUGGAAAUUCAGAAACAUAUUAACAAAACAAUCGAAAUGACCCCUCCUCCAAAAACAGAGACCAGAAAAGGGCAUAAUGGAAGCAAAAGAGGUCAACAGCCCAUCACUGGCAAGAUGUCCCAUCUUGGCUGUUUAACCAUUAAUUAUGACACCAUAGAGCAGCCACUGCUCCUGAUACAAGGCAUCUGUGCAAACCUGGGGCUGGACAUGGGGACAAACCUGCAUCUAGCCAUCAACUGUGCUGCACAUGAGCUGAUGGAUUACAAUAAAGGAAAGUAUGAAGUAAUGACGGGAAUACACAAAAACACAGCUGAGAUGCUUGACCUGUAUGUGGAUCUGAUCAACAAGUUCCCUUCAAUUAUCGCCUUAAUUGAUCCUUUCAGGAAGGAGGAUUCUGAACAGUGGGAGAGCAUCUAUAAUACUCUUGGUUCCAGGUGUUACAUCAUCGCAGGAGCUGCAUCCAAAAGCAUUUCUCAGCUUCUAGAGGGUGGCAACAACAGCACCCCCAAAUCCAGUGGGGUGAUCAUAAAACACACCAAUCAAACGACGGUGUCUGACUUGGUGGAAGUAACCAAUCUUCUUGACAGUAAGCAGCACAUCACCGUCUUCGGAAGUACAGAAGGAGAGUCGUCUGAUGACAGCCUGGUCGAUUUGGCCAUUGGACUCGGUGUCCGGUUUAUCAAGUUGGGAGGUCUUUCUCGAGGCGAACGGGUGACUAAGUACAACCGCCUUUUUACUAUAGAGGAAGAGCUUGUCCAGAAUGGAACACUGGGUUGCAAUGAAGGACACACAUUUUUUUCCUUGAAUGACGAAGUGGAAACGGGGACCAAGGCAUCCAAGGCCGUGGCCCCCGUGACUGGUGAGCUGCCAGAGCUGCCGGAGCCUGUCUUCCCCACUGAACUGAUGGAGGCAUCGGCCAACGCAUGAGUGUCUUCUGGAUGGGACCGUGGACGCCCGGCUUAGGGCUACACAGCCAGCAGGAGACCCGCAGAGCCCAAGGGUGUCUUCACAUUGGUUUUGCUAUAAAACGCCCCUAACCAGUGCACUCUUUUUAUUCUUAUGAUUUCACUGUUGAAUAAAUUGAUAUGUAGUAUUUCUGCCUGAAA
Messenger RNA from Canis lupus familiaris (dog), 2130 nucleotides. It is a transcript of the gene ENO4, whose product is annotated as enolase 4. Lineage: Eukaryota; Metazoa; Chordata; Mammalia; Carnivora; Canidae. Bases 77 to 1951 code for a protein of 624 amino acids. Gene Ontology annotation, cellular component: phosphopyruvate hydratase complex. The transcript has 14 exons. Gene Ontology annotation, molecular function: magnesium ion binding; phosphopyruvate hydratase activity. Gene Ontology annotation, biological process: glycolytic process. The record is from RefSeq and is a predicted model, not a curated record.